Saccharomyces mikatae IFO 1815 is the source of this 924-nucleotide messenger RNA. It is a transcript of the gene YMC1, whose product is annotated as organic acid transporter. Gene Ontology annotation, biological process: mitochondrial L-ornithine transmembrane transport. The record is from RefSeq and is a predicted model, not a curated record. Bases 1 to 924 code for a protein of 307 amino acids. The transcript has a single exon. Lineage: Eukaryota; Fungi; Ascomycota; Saccharomycetes; Saccharomycetales; Saccharomycetaceae. Gene Ontology annotation, molecular function: L-ornithine transmembrane transporter activity.
AUGUCUGAAGAAUUCCCAACUCCCCAACUAAUCGAUGAUUUGGAGCAACAUCCACAGCAUGAUAAUGCUCGUGUCGUGAAGGAUUUGCUUGCAGGUACAGCAGGUGGUAUUGCACAAGUGCUAGUUGGUCAACCUUUUGACACGACAAAAGUUCGACUUCAGACAUCGAGCACUCCAACCACUGCCAUGGAAGUAGUCAAAAAGCUGCUUGCUAAUGAGGGCCCUCGUGGGUUUUACAAAGGAACUCUCAUCCCGUUAAUCGGUGUUGGUGCAUGUGUUUCACUACAAUUUGGUGUUAAUGAAGCUAUGAAGAGAUUCUUUCAUCAGCGUAACACUAAUGAAUCUUCAACUUUGUCACUACCACAAUAUUAUGCAUGUGGUGUCACAGGCGGUAUAGUGAACUCAUUCUUGGCGUCUCCAAUUGAGCAUAUUAGAAUUCGCUUGCAAACGCAAACUGGUUCAGGUGCCGACGCAGAAUUCAAGGGACCUUUAGAUUGCAUCAAGAAACUGAGAAAUAACAAAGGAUUGCUACGUGGUUUGACACCCACAAUAUUGAGAGAAGGUCAUGGAUGCGGUACGUAUUUUUUAGUAUAUGAAGCACUGAUUGCGAACCAAAUAAACAGCAAACAUGGACUGGAAAGAAAGGACAUUCCUGCGUGGAAACUGUGUAUUUUUGGAGCAUUAUCCGGUACUGCCUUGUGGUUGAUGGUAUAUCCGUUAGAUGUUAUUAAGUCCGUCAUGCAGACGGAUAAUUUACAAAAGCCCAAGUUUGGUAACUCUAUUCCCAGUGUUGCGAAGAAUUUAUACUCCAGGGGAGGCAUUGCAGCCUUUUUCAAAGGAUUCGGACCUACCAUGCUAAGAGCAGCACCAGCUAAUGGAGCCACUUUUGCCACAUUUGAAUUGGCAAUGAGAUUAUUAGGCUGA